CCUCAUUCACGACGACCGAGGCGGGCGAGCGAUCCUUUCAGACUCCCAUUCUCUGACGAGUCAGCGGCUAUGUCCCACCAUCUAUACUUGCUAUCGCCGUCCGAUACCCCACUCUAUAGCUUGACUCACUACUCUUCGAAGCCAGCCCAAACGACUACCACCUCGCCCCUGGCAUCAAACUUACCGAGCUGGUCAACAUCUGCAUUUGCUGGUACCUUGACUGCUCUGUCUGGUGCGACAAGCGCAACACAGGCGCAUCAUGUGCAAGGCGGGACUGUCAGGAUUGGUGGUGGCCAGGACAGGCAUGUCAUACAGAUGAUCGCCAACGCGAGUCUAGAUGUAGUUGAGGAGGUAGUACGGAAAGACAAUAUGAUGUAUCUGAAAUCCGUGGACAAGUUCAACGAAUGGACAGUGUCCGCGUUUGUCACCCCAGGGAACAUGAAGUUCGUGUUGCUACACGAAGCCCGCAACGACGACGGAAUCAAGUCGUUCUUCCACGAGGUCUGGGAGUUGUACGUGAAAACAAUGCUCAAUCCCUUCCACACCGCCCACACACCGAUUCGGAGCCCGGUGUUCGAUGCGAGAGUGAGAGCCAGUGCGAAGAAGUACUUGUAAUCCUAGGAGGCCGCCUGGCCAUGAGUUGGGAGUCCCUGCCGUACAGACCGCUGGGUGUCGGCCUGUGUCAGCCACCAUCCGAGGUCAAGUGGCCUGCCGGCGCCUGUACUGUCCUUGUUCUUUUGUUCUGGCUGGCGGCGAGGCCACCUUGUGCCAGCGUACGAGGAUGUGUGCCAGUGUAUUUGUAGCAGCAGCGGGCAAUGCAAUGCAGUGCAGAGACAAUACGCGUUGGACGGGGAGGGAUGGCGCGUCUG
Rhodofomes roseus is the source of this 869-nucleotide messenger RNA. Its product is annotated as Sedlin. Gene Ontology annotation, cellular component: cytoplasm; TRAPP complex; nucleus. Gene Ontology annotation, biological process: endoplasmic reticulum to Golgi vesicle-mediated transport. The transcript is spliced from 4 exons. The record is from RefSeq and is a predicted model, not a curated record. Bases 70 to 615 code for a protein of 181 amino acids. NCBI's taxonomy places the organism in Eukaryota, Fungi, Basidiomycota, Agaricomycetes, Polyporales, Fomitopsidaceae.